AUGUUAAGUAUUAACAAAACUCACAUAAACGUAAUAGCAACGUUUUUCAAGUUUAAAGAAAUUAUGUUUAAAUUGUUUAUAUUUGUGAUAUUUUUAAAAGGUUUUUGUUUGGCAAAUCCUUUUGUGGGUUUAUUCGAUCCCAAAUGUGUGGUUAUACGCAAUAUGAAGUGUCCCAAUGAAAACGUUACCUUUUGGCUGUAUAAUAAACAAACUGCUGAUUCACCUAUUAAACUGGAUCCCUUAAAUCUCCAGCCUAAAGAUUUUCAACCUAGAAAACCUUUAUUUAUUGUUUUACACGGCUAUACGGGCGAUCGUGACUAUUCACCAAAUCGUUAUAUUAGACCCGCUCUUCUAGAGUCUCAAGAUGUUUAUGUUAUUUCCGUGGAUUAUGGUGCCUUAGUUCCUUAUCCUUGUUAUUUUGCUGCUGUAGAAAAUUUACCUUUAGCCAGCAAAUGUUUGGCUCAUUUAAUUAAUAAUCUUGUCGAUCAGGGUGUUGUGGACAACGAUGAUAUUCACAUGAUCGGUUUUAGUUUGGGUGCUCAGGUGGCGGGACAAACUACUAAUUAUCUUAAGAGGCGACUUAAAAGAAUUACCGGUUUAGAUCCCGCUAAACCCAUGUUUAUUACCGUUGGUUCAGAUCGUAAACUUGAUCCUACCGAUGCUGAAUUUGUAGAUGUUAUUCAUACAGAUGUUUUGGGUCGUGGUAUGCUAAGAACAAUGGGUCAUGUAGAUUUUUAUCCUAAUAUUGGACCCUAUCAACCGGGUUGUCAGGAGGAAAAUAUGGAGGAUCCUGGCAGUUGUAAUCACGAUCGAGCUCCGCAAUAUUAUGCCGAAUCUAUACGCAGUAAUAAGGGUUUUUGGGCUUAUAGUUGUCCCAGUUGGCUGCACAAUAUCUUUGGCCUGUGUAAUACUCAAUCAAAUGAUGAAAUAAUGGGAUUUCAUGUUAAUCAAAGUGCCUCAGGUUCAUUCUUCCUUAAAACUGCUAACCAAACCCCCUUUGCUUUGGGACCCUUCCCACCAAGUUCCCAGUCUCAACAUCGUAAUUUACCAGUACUCUAUGAUUACAGAGAUAUAUAUGAUGAUGAAUUUGAACCUCAAUUGCGUAAAGCUUUUGUCGAUUGGACUGAUAAUGAAUUUGUAGAAUUUCGUAAAUUCAAACAUUUCAAUGAAAAACUGAAUGAUAUAAAACCUUAA
Molecule: messenger RNA, 1194 nt
Organism: Lucilia cuprina (Australian sheep blowfly)
Lineage: Eukaryota; Metazoa; Arthropoda; Insecta; Diptera; Calliphoridae
Product: pancreatic triacylglycerol lipase-like
Exons: 6
Coding region: 1-1194 (397 amino acids)
Biological process (GO): lipid metabolic process
Molecular function (GO): lipase activity
Source: RefSeq, a predicted model, not a curated record